UUUUUGUCAAAAAUCAGUCUUUACCAGCAUGGAGAAGUUACUACUCCUGAUUGCCGUUGUGGCGGCCGUGGCCAGCGCGAAGUCGAUCGAUAUCGAUUCGUCCCAAGUUCAGCCGAUUGAGUCGAUCGGUAUCAAAUGGUCCCAGGUCCAGCCGAUCGAGGACUCCGACCAGUACUGGGCUCGUCUUCCAGCUGAAAUGCAGUACCUGCGGAAGCAGGAACCGGACCGUAGGAUUGUGAACGGUCAGGAAGCUACUCCUGGCCAAUUUCCGUACCAAGUUUUCGUGAAUUACCAGGAAAAUGGUAAAUCUUUUAAUUGUGGCGGAUCAAUUCUAAACAGCAACCAUAUUUUAACUGCUGCUCACUGUGUCUGGCGUGCUGAAGGUGGGAUUGUCAUCGCAGGAGCUCACAAUCGCGUUAUAGAAGAGCCCACCCAGCAGAGAAUUUCGUUUGCAAAAGUUUAUUAUCAUGCAGAUUACAACGAAAACACUUUAGUAAAUGACAUCGCUAUAAUUCGUCUAAGCGGCCACAUUACGUUCAACGCCCGCGUUCAAGCUGUGCGACUGCCAGCUCCAGGAGACAAUCGUCAGUUCGCUGGCUUGACUGGUACCGUUUCCGGAUUUGGCGCACUUUGCUCAGGCUGUUCAUCGCCGGAUGUACUCAGAUACGUUUCCAAUCCGAUCAUAACAAAUGCAGAAUGUUUAGAACACUGGCCUAAUACCAUGGUACAAGAAAGUAGCUUAUGUCUGUCUAUUGCCGGUGAACGUGGAGCAUGUCAAGGAGAUUCCGGAGGUCCUUUAACAGUCGUUGAUGGUGGAAAUACUUUACGCCGACGCCGACCUCCUCCAAGAAAUCUGGAAGUCGUGCGAUAA
Culex pipiens pallens (northern house mosquito) is the source of this 871-nucleotide messenger RNA. Its product is annotated as trypsin-1-like. Gene Ontology annotation, biological process: proteolysis. The transcript is spliced from 2 exons. The record is from RefSeq and is a predicted model, not a curated record. Gene Ontology annotation, molecular function: serine-type endopeptidase activity. Lineage: Eukaryota; Metazoa; Arthropoda; Insecta; Diptera; Culicidae. The coding region runs from base 29 to 871 and encodes 280 amino acids.